CUCGCCCUCGGGCCGGGAUGAAGUCCUGCCAGCCGGGCGGGCCGGCCGCGGGAGCGCGCGGCGCGUCCCCGUGCGCGGGCGGCGGCGAGUGCGCGGGCACGUGCGCCGGGCGGCUGGAGAGCGCGGCGCGCAGGCGCCUGGCGGCCAACGCGCGCGAGCGGCGCCGCAUGCAGGGGCUCAACACGGCCUUCGACCGCCUGCGCAGGGUGGUGCCCCAGUGGGGCCAGGAUAAGAAGCUGUCCAAGUACGAGACCCUGCAGAUGGCGCUGAGCUACAUCAUGGCUCUGACGCGCAUCCUGGCCGAGGCCGAGCGCUUGGGCUCCGAGCGGGACUGGGUCAACCUGCACUGUGAGCACUUGGGCCGCGACCAUUACCUCACGUUCUCGGGCGAGGCCGAGCCCUACGGCCAGCGGCUCUUCGGCUUCCAGCCCGAGCCCUUCCAGAUGCCCAGUUAA
Messenger RNA from Ochotona curzoniae (black-lipped pika), 455 nucleotides. RefSeq names its product atonal bHLH transcription factor 7 (gene ATOH7). NCBI's taxonomy places the organism in Eukaryota, Metazoa, Chordata, Mammalia, Lagomorpha, Ochotonidae. Gene Ontology annotation, biological process: neural retina development; regulation of DNA-templated transcription. The transcript has a single exon. The coding region runs from base 18 to 455 and encodes 145 amino acids. The record is from RefSeq and is a predicted model, not a curated record. Gene Ontology annotation, molecular function: protein dimerization activity.